UCAUCGCGGAGGCCACACGGUGGAGGCUGCCUUGUUUCUGCUCAGCCAGUGCGCUGCCCGAAAAUUUCCACAACACGAGCUUUGCGGGAGAGCGGCGCGAGGAAACGGCCGUUUCGUGCAGCGAUGCAGCACCCGACACCAAAGAAACCCUGAUCGCAGCGCGGGGGCACGACGGAUUCCUGGAGAGAAAGCGGCGAUGUUGCAUGACAUGCCUCGAAAAUAAAUUCUGAAUGAUUGAAGACUGCAGGCAGAGCGGUGACAACAUGGCAGAUAGAAGGCAACUGUUUGUCGAGAUGAGGGCUCAAGAUCUGGAUUCCAUACGACUGUCGACGUACAGGACAGCCUGCAAACUCAGAUUUGUGCAGAAGAAAUGCAACUUGCAUUUGGUCGACAUCUGGAAUGUCAUCGAGGCUUUCCGAGAGAACGGCCUCAACACCAUGGACCUCAACGCCGAGCUCUCGGUGGCUCGUCUGGAGGUGGUACUGUCCACCAUCUUUUACCAGCUGAACAAGCGGAUGCCCACCACCCACCAGAUCAACGUGGAGCAGUCCAUCGGCUUGCUGCUCAACUUCCUGCUGGCUGCCUACGACCCGGAGGCCCAUGGCAAGGUAUCUGUCUUUGUUGUGAAGAUGGCCAUAGCAACCAUCUGUGGAGGGAAAAUUAUGGAUAAAUUAAGAUAUAUCUUUUCACUGAUAUCAGAUUCCACUGGAAUAAUGGUGCACCCGCAGUUUGACCAGUUCCUGAGGGAGGUUCUCAAGUUACCGAUGGCGGUUUUCGAGGGGCCUUCCUUCGGUUACACCGAACAAGCCGCGAGGACGUGCUUCGCGCAGCAGAAAAAGGUCUCCCUCAACACAUUCCUCGAUACGUUGAUGUCAGACCCGCCCCCUCAGUGUCUGGUGUGGUUACCGCUCAUGCAUCGGCUCGCCAACGUGGAGAACGUCUUUCACCCGGUCGAGUGCUCCUACUGCCAUACUGAGAGUAUGAUGGGCUUCCGCUACCGCUGCCAGCAAUGUCAUAAUUACCAGCUCUGUCAGGACUGCUUCUGGAGGGGGCAUGCCAGCGGUUCCCAUAGCAACCAGCACCAAAUGAAGGAGUAUACGUCAUGGAAAUCCCCCGCUAAGAAGUUAUCCCAUGCUCUCAGUAAGUCUCUGAGCUGUGCAUCCAGCAGAGAGCCUCUCCACCCCAUGUUUCCCGAAAUGCCAGAUAAACCUCUCAACCUUGCUCAUAUUGUAGACACAUGGCCACCAAGACCAGUGAAUAUCACCAAUGACUACUCCCUCUCUCACUCCAUGCCUACAUCAGGGAACCCUUACUCCACCAAAAACAAGAAUAGUGUUGUGGAGCAAAGAAAGCCCUUAACCGUGGCUGCUCCUCAUCUGUUGAGAGGGCGCGGGCCGAACUACAACAUCGAUGUUGCCGAUAGACUCGCUGACGAACAUGUUCUCAUUGGCCUCUAUGUGAAUCUGCUACAAAACAACCCCAAAAUAUGUUUGCUGGAGAGCAGUAACCAUCAAGAUGAAGAGCACAGUCUCAUCGCCCGCUACGCUGCUCGGCUGGCUGCUGAUGCUGCGGCUCAGCAGCAGAGGGUCCCCACAGACCUCCCAUACUCUCUGGAUGCCAACAAACAGCAGAGACAGCUCAUCGCAGAGCUCGAGAGCAAAAACAGGGAAAUUCUGCAGGAAAUCCAACGGCUGCGGCUUCAGCAUGAGGAGGCAUCCCAGCCGCCACCCGAUAAGGGUCAGCAGAACCCCACCCUGCUCGCUGAGCUACGACUUCUCAGGCAACGCAAAGAUGAGCUUGAACAAAGAAUGUCUACUCUGCAGGAGAGUCGCAGGGAACUGAUGGUGCAGCUGGAACAACUAAUGAUGCUUCUCAAGCUGGAGGAAGAACGGAGACAAGCUACUCAGGGUCCCGGCUCUCCGCGCUCUUCCCCCAGCCACACCAUCAGCCGGCCGAUCCCCACUCCAAUCCACUCGGACUCUGCCGGCACGACCCCGACUCACACACCUCAGGACUCACUCAUGGGCGUAGGAGGGGACGUUCAGGAGGCCUUCGCUCAGGGCCCAAGGAGAAAUUUGAGAAAUGACCUCCUCAUUGCUGCUGACUCCAUCACCAACACAAUGUCGUCACUGGUUAAGGAGCUCAACUCAGAGGGUGGAAGUGAGACUGAGAGCAGCUUGGAUUUAGAAUUUGGCCGUUGUGACCUGUUGGCUGGAACCUCUUCAAAUCCUUUCUUCCCUUAUAAAUCAAGGGCCGCGGGCGCUGCAGAGGAGGAGGAGGCCUUUGAGAACGAUCUGGAGCAGCAGCUGGAGGACGAGCUGGAGCUGGAGGAGCUGAUGAAGCACAGGCGGGAAACGGACAAAACGUGCAUGGUGACGCUGCAGCAGUGACUGAGUAAGUCCACGUGACUGGUGAGCAAUAUGAAAAGCGACAAUAGUAGAAAACACUGGACGAGGGCGACAACACUGGGGCCGACGGUAUAAAGCACUGAAGACGUGGAGAGUUUAAGUUUCGCUAAAUUCAACCAUAGAAUACAUUUAUGUAAAGAUCUAUUUUUUAACCAAGCACAUAUUUAAGGUAAUACUGUGAGCGGAUGUAAAGAGAUUAAUUACUGAGCUGUCUAUUAUACCACAGGUGCCAUAAAAAACACAAAUGAUUUGGGGGAAUUAUUUCUUAAUUUUUAUCCUUUUUUUUUUUUUUUUACAUAAAUAUACAUAUGUAUAUGAGUUAAUGUUGGAAGGGGGUGGCCAACCUGAUUCGUUUAAAUUCUUUGAGUACAGUGAACCAGGUUUAAGCGUGAUUUAUGAUUUGUGACGAUGAACCUGGAAUUAUGUUGGAGCUGCCGGUGUAAAUGAUUAAACGUUCUGUAAAUGUGUAACUCUGGCAGGGUUACUUUGAACAUUUGUUACCACUAUUUCCUUUUUACUGUCGUUGUCGUUGAGUUGCUUUUGCUUUUCAGUUUAACCAGAUACAUUUGUUUUAUUUGAAACAUUUAAUGACGCACACUGCCUUAGCUGAUUGGAUGGCCUCUAACUGGAGCUCAUUCAACCUGUCAACGCAGCAUGUAGCUUACAACAAAACACACCUGCAGCAGUGUCGGGAGUCUUCACUGGACAAACUCAUUCAGUCCGAUGCUCGGAGGGGAUUUUGUCUGCACAUGUGUACGCUGUCUACAUAUAAAUGACUGAUACGCGGAGUGAAAAAGAAGCGACAGACUUCCAAACUGCUCAAAUUCAAAGGUUUACACUGGUACGGGCAUUGAACAAAUUGUGUUUACUAUCAAAGUUUUAUGAAUUAAGGUUUGAUCAUCGCUCAUUUGCCACUGUCUCAUGGUUAGCAUCAAUGCCCUCACACAAAUAAAUCUCUGUGUGACUUGCACACCGACACACACACACACUCGAUGUAUUUCUCCGAGUGUGCAUAAAACUUUACCCAGUCACUUCUGCGAAAAGUGGCGAGCCAAUCUAAAAUCAUAAAUGUGUGAAAUAUAUCUAGUUUGACUUUUUGAGCAAGUUCAUAGCAGUGAUUUUUGCAUGGUGGUGAUGCAUAAUAAAGUGUUGACACAAUAUCACAAA
This is a messenger RNA of Mugil cephalus (flathead mullet), 3575 nucleotides long. RefSeq names its product dystrobrevin, alpha (gene dtna). Gene Ontology annotation, molecular function: zinc ion binding. Gene Ontology annotation, biological process: synaptic signaling. The coding region runs from base 231 to 2390 and encodes 719 amino acids. The transcript is spliced from 24 exons. NCBI's taxonomy places the organism in Eukaryota, Metazoa, Chordata, Actinopteri, Mugiliformes, Mugilidae. The record is from RefSeq and is a predicted model, not a curated record. Gene Ontology annotation, cellular component: synapse; plasma membrane.